Pogoniulus pusillus (Red-fronted tinkerbird) is the source of this 7560-nucleotide messenger RNA. RefSeq names its product erythrocyte membrane protein band 4.1 like 5 (gene EPB41L5). Bases 175 to 2493 code for a protein of 772 amino acids. The record is from RefSeq and is a predicted model, not a curated record. Gene Ontology annotation, cellular component: cytoskeleton. NCBI's taxonomy places the organism in Eukaryota, Metazoa, Chordata, Aves, Piciformes, Lybiidae. The transcript has 26 exons. Gene Ontology annotation, molecular function: cytoskeletal protein binding.
GCGGCUCUCGGCUGGGCGAAACCACCUGGCUCUGGGCGGGGGCGUCUCUUCGCCACUGAGAGCCGCCCACUUUAAAGGGGCGAUGACCCCUCCGGAAAUUUGCGUCCUGUUCGUCGCCUAUCUGUUGCUUUCCUCUCCCAUCGUACUCUUCCUCCUUCCUCCGCCUAGCCGAGCAUGAGGGAGCAGCUGCGGCAGCCGCCAGCAGACAUGCUGAGCUUUUUCCGUCGAACCCUUGGACGCCGCUCCAUCCGUAAACAUGCAGAGAGGGAACGGCUAAGGGAGGCCCAAAGAGCUGCAACCCACAUCCCUGCUGCUGGGGAUGCCAAAUCCAUCAUUACUUGCCGCGUAGCACUACUGGAUGGAACAGAUGUCAGUGUGGACUUACCGAAAAAAGCCAAAGGGCAGCUGCUGUUUGAACAGAUCAUGUAUCACCUGGACCUUAUAGAAAGCGACUACUUUGGAUUAAGGUUUAUGGAUUCAGCACAAGUGGCACAUUGGUUGGACAACACAAAAAGCAUUAAAAAGCAAGUUAAAAUUGGCCCACCAUAUUGUUUGCAUUUUCGUGUGAAGUUUUAUUCAUCAGAGCCCAACAAUCUACGUGAGGAGCUAACAAGGUAUUUAUUUGUGCUGCAGCUGAAGCUGGAUAUUCUUACUGGAAAAUUGGAAUGUCCUUUUGACACAGCUGUUCAGUUGGCAGCUUAUAACAUGCAAGCUGAACUUGGAGACUAUGAUCCUGCUGAACAUGUCCCUGAACUGGUGUCUGAAUUCAGGUUUGUUCCCACUCAGACUGAAGAGAUGGAACUGGCCAUUUUUGAGAAGUGGAAGGAAUGCAGGGGGCAAACACCAGCACAGGCUGAAACUAACUACUUAAACAAAGCUAAGUGGCUGGAAAUGUAUGGUGUAGACAUGCAUAUAGUCAAGGCAAGAGACGGCAAUGACUACAGCCUGGGAUUAACACCUACAGGAGUUCUUGUCUUUGAAGGAGACACAAAGAUUGGUUUAUUUUUCUGGCCAAAGAUAACAAGGCUUGACUUCAAGAAAAACAAACUCACUCUAGUUGUUGUUGAGGAUGAUGAACAGGGAAAAGAGCAGGAGCACACUUUUGUCUUUAGACUGGAUCACCCCAAAGCCUGCAAACACUUGUGGAAAUGUGCAGUGGAACAUCAUGCCUUCUUCCGGCUCCGAGGUCCUGUCCAAAAAGGCUCCAGUCGGUCGAGCUUCAUUCGGUUAGGAUCCCGGUUCCGGUACAGUGGGAAAACAGAAUAUCAAACCACGAAGACCAACAAAGCCAGGAGAUCAGCAUCCUUUGAAAGAAGGCCCAGCAAGAGAUAUUCAAGACGAACACUGCAAAUGAAAGCACAUGCUGCUAAGCUCGAAGACACAAGUGCUGCAAACAGUGUGAUCAACCAAACAAAUGGAUCACAAAACUGGAAUGCAAAGCCAAACUUACCUGUCCUAACAGCAGUUCCUUCUGCCCCAGUCUUAGUGGAAAUAGAAAACCUCCCAAGGAGCCCAGGAGUCAGCCAGCAAGACAAGAAGUGCAUACCUCUUGUUGAUUUGCUAGACAGCACGGAGUUGCCAGAAACUUGUGUUGAUGAAGCUGUAGGCCGUCCAGUUGUUGGCCUGGCAACAGGAGACUCAGAAGAGGCUGGCACAAAGGAAGCUGCUGCUGAAAAAGCAGACUCUGAUCCCUUUGAAGAUGCGUUUCUAAAACUGAAACAGCUGGAGACAGAGCGGAGCAGCCCCGUGCCAACCGAGCGUCCCAAUGUAAACAUAAACAUACAGGAUGAAGUGGUAAAGUUGACAGAAAAAUGUCUUAACAAUGCAAUUGAGAGCCCGAUCGCAGCAGCAACAUGGCUUCCAGCAGACAUCAAAAGCAAUAUCCUGAAGGCCCAAGCAGAAGCAGGACACAAGGUUGUAAGAGAAGACAGUUUGGCAGGUGUCAAGAAUUCCAAUAUUCAGGAUGCUGUUACCAGGAACGUUCUCCCUUCAGGCAAAACACAAAUUAAUACUCCAGCCACCAGUCCUGUAUUUCAAGACUCAAGAGAGCUGCUUAAAGCAAUCCCUGCUUCAAACACCUUUGUUCUUAACACACUAAAUGAGGACAACACUGCCUCUAACCAUGAGGACUUGCUGAUUCCAGCUACUCUGGCUCCAGCUCAGGAGGCUGCUGUUUCAAAGAGCACUCCAGAUGACCAGGACGUUUCCUUAACAUCACUGACAGAGAAUCUAAUUGACUUUACAGAAGCCACACCUCGGGUGUCUUCUCAGCCCAUAACAGCACCGAGGUGGUUAGUGCCAACUGGACUGAUAUCCAAUGGACCUCUGGGAAACGAUGUUGCCUUGGCUAUGAAGGCAGCGAAAGGCAGCACAGAGACUCUCUUGUCAUCAACUGUAUUGCCACCAUCCCACCAGACAUCUGAAGUCCUUGCAAGCCCAGUUAUUGAGGAUGCUACACUAAGAACAAAAUGUUUACUCACCACUGAACUCUAGAAGAAGGAAUCUUUGCACUUCCUCACCUUGUAAAAUCUCAAAUCUUCUAACACAUCUCCAAGGGAUCCUUCCAAAAGACUUGCUUGGGACCAAAGUCUUGCUGAAUGGGAGUCCAACAGCUAGCUGGUUUGCUAGGAUCCAGGAAGAGACUUCAACAUUUACUGCAACCUAACUGGAAUUACAGUCUAAACCAGGAACUAAACUUACGUGCACAUUUGACUGUCUCCCUCAGAACUGAAAUGCCACAUGGAAGUUAAUUCUGAACAUGAGGAACAAAAUCUAGUCAUAUUGUGCUCACACUAAGUUUAGUCCUGCUCACCUUGUGCUGCCUCUCAAGUGUUAAUGGAAAGCGUUAACUGUUUUGUUAGCUGUGAUGUAGUGUGUGAGGAUGGUAUUGCUCACCUCUGUAGAUUAACGUUGGCGAGGUUAGGAGAACUUGUAGGGCCACCUUGUGGCCACGCUGUGUAUGGUGAUUCACGGUGAUGAUGACUGCUUCAUACGGCCAAGGGCGUUUUCUUCUGUGUUGUUAUUCCCUCUGCUUUUCCUUUAUUUUACCAAUACAUACUGUCCUUUUUGGCCUUAAAUUAAGAAUCAUUGCACCUCUUGUUAGCAAUACCUGGGAAGAAUGGAAAAAAAUGUAGUCCAACAGUGACCAAUUGCACUGACUGGAUUUGAGCUGCUCACUACAAGCAGGAAAAGAAAAAUUAACCUGCCCAACAGCCUAUGGCAUUAGCAGGCUGCAGCAGAGGUGCCACCUUUCGACACUGGUUAAUUCAUUCCUGUAUGACUCAGAUGCAUUCUGAGUUGUGAGUUGUAACUGCUGAAGCGGUGAUAGGAUGAGGACAGCUUACUUCAGGAACUGCUUUUGGGUAGUUUUGUUGUUGUACAGGACUUGGAAUGGAAAGAAUUUUCUUCUUUUCAUUCUGUUUCUAGGUGUUGUUUCCAGAUGCUAUGGCAUGAGGGUGUAAUUAGAUCAGUUGUUACCACCACCAAAUGUCACUGUUCCACUGUUGCAAGUGUCAUCUAAUAGUUGUGUGUAGAACAAAGAAUGGAAAAAGUAGUUUGAAAACAGGAGGGGUGAAAAAAGUUAAAAAGUUCCUGCAAGCAGUUGACUUCUUUGCAGAAGGAAGGUAGGAGCACUUGUAAGAGCUCCACUGAGGUAACAAAGGCCUUUAGGUGCUCAGGUCAAGUACAGGGUACAGUCUGAGUUCUGGUGGCAGGAUUCUCAUGUAGAGGUGAGCACAUGGACCCUGGGGUACAGUCUGUGAAAAAGGCCAAUGCAGAGUCAGAGGUAGGAGAGAUGAGGGUGAAGCCAAGUUAUGAACUCCACAUCUCCUAAUAUGGAAGCACAGAUGAAACAAGUGGGAUCUUUCUUAGGAAGAGGUUUGUAGAUAUGACUGGGGUCGGAGGAUGGUUUCUGCAUAGUGCUGCUGUUUAUGAAUAUUUAUAUACAUGUGGUUCUGAGAAAAAAAUUCAGUGUGAGAGUUGGUCCUGUAACCUGUCUGCACAAGUUCACUUCUGCACACCUGCUGCAUGCAUGUCUCUCAGCAUAGACAAAGAUUUGGACCAAACCACUGUGGGUUGUGCAAGCACGCUGGUGCCCAGCUAGGCUGCUUCUUUCAGAGCAGGGCAGCUCUUGUGCUUUUGUUGUUGAGAUGCUGAAUGAGCGUUAAGGAAGAAGCCAUGUGGCAUUUGUGUGGCCCACUGCCACUCCUAAAAACCCCUGAGGCCUUAAUAAGUGAAAUAGAGACCCAUGGGGAGCUCUUCGGACUGACGUACGAGAGUGGCUCUGCAGACAAUGAUUUGCAGCCAUUGCCUCAAGAACCAAGAGUCAGAAUUGGUGGCAGGCAUUUCAUGUCCUCUUUCCAGCCAGCCCCAAAAGCUGGGCAGACUCCCUGCUGCCCACACUGCCAGCCAGAGGGGAGCUGCUGCUCUUGACUGUGGGAGUGUUUCUGUUCAUCAGCCUGCUCGGCUCUGCCAUGAAUUCCAGUUGAGUAUUGGCUAUUUUUUAUACUUUUAAAUCUGAGCCUUAUUGCAUAUUAAAAUGUAGAAGGUUCCCAAAAUCAAACAUCAAAUGUCUUAUUCUGGAUUAAUAGCACAGUUGCCAGCAAAGUUGCUGCAGGAAGAGGGAAGCUAUGGCUGCAACAGCCUGCUUCCUGCGCAAAGCCAGGACUGUGUGGGGAAGCUUGGCACUUGCUAUUGAUCUGUUUGCUCAGCAGCUGAGCUGGCAUGCUCCAGCUACAUGUGUUGGGUGUGUAAAUAGACAGAAUGCAGUAGCAGCAUUUUCUUUAAGGCACGUUUGAUAUUUGACUCUUCUCCCUGAGUUCAGGAGCUCUGUGAACUUGAAUCCCUCCCAAAAGCAGAAUAACAGAAGUUUACAGUUCCACGUUGCAUGUUGAAUAGCAUCUUAGAGUCUUCCCGAGCAAUCACAUGCAGCAGAUAGCAAGUAAGUAACACGUGUGGGGAGUGUGUGUCCCUAAAAUCGAAGUGGUUCCAAGUAGCCAGCUGAUAUUUCAGCAUGGUUGGCAUAGUGGUGAUGGGAAGAGAAGGACUGUGUUUGCACAUAUGCAAGCAACAAAGUUUCGGCAGGGCAAGGUUUUCCUCAGUUUUCAGAGGGUGCUUGAAACUGUAUUGGGAAAGUCAACAUUUUCGACUGUUGAACUUGCGUUUUCUAGGAUCUGGGGCCACAAACCCAACCCAAUUUCCCAUGAUGCCUUGACACUUGGAGCAAAUAUUCACUCCAUUUAACUCAGUGUAGUUUGUUUAGCUAAUGCAAACGACUGUUCACAUACAUACAGGGAGCCUGGUGAGACUACGGUUCUGUCAGCUGAGCAGACGCAGAGGUAGAUACCUGAACGUCCUGCGGUUUGGCAUUGUUGGUCUGCUUUAAAACUCUGCGUGUCCUGGUGUAUUGCAGCUGGCCAACAGGUAACAGCAUUACUCAUUGCCUGUGUUUUAUCAAAUACAAAUAGGUAUAAUGCAGCUAAGGUUACAAAUGCAGUUAAUGUUAUAAAGUACUGCCUCUGUACCACUGAAGAACGUGGAUUUUCUUAUUGAUUGGCUGUAAGACCCAACCAGCCUCUGUAAGUGAGGUAUUUUGGUAUUUGUGUAUAGAGAUUUGGCACUGGGAUGUUGGCAGAUUUGCCAACCACUUAAAGGCUGUAAGAGUUGACAGGAAUGAAUAAAUGCAUGUUCUGUUGCAGUAAUUUGGCAAAAGCCAGCUCCCUGUUUAGAAAAAAAAAAAAAAAAAAAAAAAAAGGCAGAAACAAAUGAAAAAAAAACACCUCAGCAACCAGAAAUCUCUUUCUUCCUACCAAAGUUUUGUCCCAUUGACUUCCCAGUGCGUGUCCCAGCCUGCUGUCAUUCACUGGCCCUGUGUCCUCUUGCUCUGUGUGUGUGUGCAGUGCUGGUCAGAGAAGGAUGCUUUUGUUAAUUCUAAAAUUUAAAAAAUAUAUCUUAAACUAAAAAUGUGACUGGAUCUAGAAGUGGUUUUACUCCAUAAGUGAUUGGAGUAAAGCAUUUCAUAGAAAUCUUAACAUUUGUCUAACAUAAAACCCUCAGCCCAUAUCUCAAACUGAUAAAUCUUAGGAGAUGAUGGAUGGCAGAACUGCAUUUCAGCCUGAUCUAUUUAGUCCAGCAGGAAGAAAGAGUCUGUACACACUGUGCGUGUGGUAGUGGCUGUACAGGCUUCUGAAAUGUGUAUGAAAAUGUGGGAGUUCAGGCCCUCUUGACUUUCAAUAAGGGAUUCUUCUCUUCAGUGGUGAGAGGGUUUCAUAUUAGGAUAGUCAUACGAGAGGAAAAAACUACUUAGCUGGCAAUCAGUCAUGGCUAAUGAAUUGGCUUCAGUGUAUUUGAUUUGAAAUUUAAAUCCCACAGAUACUUUGUCAGAGACAGCUGUGUAACAGCUUAUGUUUUGGUAAAAACUUGGGCACAACUUUGGCAAGAAAAUUUGCAGCACCAGAACAGCAGCUCAGAUGAACAGUGCAGUUCCAUUUGCUGUUUUCAGCCCUUGGCUGUUACCUAUCUGUCUGCCCCUGGCUCAUUCUCAUUUCUUGAAGCAUGGACGUGCUGUGAAGAUCAGCAUGUCCUUCACAAGCAGCACUGGAUGUAUUUUUCAUAUUGUGAACCUAUUCUGGUACAGCCCUGACCUUCUGCAGAUUGUUAGCAGCUAUGUUUCAUGGCCAGCUAGCAUUUCAAGCUGUAUGUGGGGGCACAGAGUUAGCAAGCCUAGAAAGCUGUAGUGUGUGUGUGUAUAUAUAUAUAUAUAGAGAGAGAGAGAGAGAGAGCUGUUAGACACAGGAAUGUCACAGCUUUCAAAUGCAGCUGGACAAUCAUAACUCUUAUACCAAAAAAUAAACCUAAUUCAUGCUAAUGGCCUUUCAGCGGUGCAGGAGUGAUGCGUGUGUGUUUGGUCUGAGCAGGAGCAUCACGGUCGAAAGCACAGGGGCCUCUCGACCCUGCUCAAAUGGAGGUGUAUAGAGUUGGUGUGAUGUCAGUAAAUGCUGCCCUGUCUUAUGGCUGUGUUCAGGAGACCCAGGUGGUGAGCACAGGAAGCCAGGAUCUGUGACUCAGCAGCAUCAUGCGUGGCUCUGUGUGCCCACUGGGCAUGGGCAGUGGGUGCUGCCCUGCCUGCGGUGUUGGAGCUUGCAUGGCAGGGAGCUGCAGGGUUGUCCUACAGAAUUCACCUGCUCAUCACUUGAGUUUGCAUGAACACACAGCCACUCUCCUUACCUGUAACUGGACGAACUUCUUUUUAAAGUAAGAAUAUUUUUUUAGCUAGAUGUCUGUUUUGUUUUGUUGAAGCCACACUAACUACUGUGUUUUUACUUUUUAUAUGUAAAACUUGGCAAUAGCUAUCAAUGUGUAAUUUAUUUGUUGUUUUUUUUAUAAACCAAACUGCACCCUCUUCUGUUUAACAGCAGCAAUGUAUGAAGUAUUUUAGGCACUGCACUGAGAUCUGUAUUGAAAUGUACAUGGGAACAAGAAACUGUGAUUUGUAGGCCACUCAAAUUAAUCUUGAAAUGUUUUUACUGUAGUUUUGUCUUAAAUAUACCACAUCAGCACAAA